This is a messenger RNA of Sodiomyces alkalinus F11, 1879 nucleotides long. Its product is annotated as Nucleotidyltransferase. NCBI's taxonomy places the organism in Eukaryota, Fungi, Ascomycota, Sordariomycetes, Glomerellales, Plectosphaerellaceae. Gene Ontology annotation, biological process: double-strand break repair via nonhomologous end joining. The transcript has 4 exons. The coding region runs from base 164 to 1879 and encodes 571 amino acids. The record is from RefSeq and is a predicted model, not a curated record. Gene Ontology annotation, molecular function: DNA-directed DNA polymerase activity; DNA binding. Gene Ontology annotation, cellular component: nucleus.
CAUUUAUUGCUAUAGUUCUCGGGGUCGCUGGAAACCGCGUAAUUGUCUGUUCGAUUAGCAGCCCCAAGUUCGAAUACUCAGCGCGUCUUUGCAAGUACACCAGCUUCUUUUCCCUUUACCUGCUCCAGGCCCAGGAGACCGCUGGCAAAUCUAUUGGGCAAACAUGACGAGUUUAGCAUUCCCGCCCAUCUUUCUGCUCCCUGUCCACCUUAGCCCCGAGCAGUUACAGCAGCUUGUAGAAACUAUUCCAACUCUGACAUCCAACAUCAACGAAGCCAGCCUCGUUCUUGGGAACGUUACGCAACGCAAGAGAGCGUUGUUCGAACUGAGAAAGCGACAUGUCCUGACAGAACCCUUGGAGUCGGCUUUGCAUGUUUCUGUCUCCCGUCGACCAGAAGACGCCGACUCCCAUGCCACGAGCAGCGACACGGUGAUCACCAUGAAUGGUGAUAACCAGAGUGCCCACAGGGAGGAUAAAGUUAUCAAGGUUGUGAAGCUCAGCUGGUUCACCGACUCACUCAGGCAACACGAAUUACUGCCCCUCGAGGAUUAUAUAGUGUAUGCAGGUCGUCGCAUGCGAACUUAUUCGCACGUCCGAAACAGCGACCGGGUUGUCGCAGAGGCCAGUGAAACACAGGGGACUGGCGGCGCCGGACGUAGACCGUUUCGGGAGAAACUACAUCGUCACUUUCAGCCUCCCUCUCUUUUUUUGCGGACCACAUCCGAACACGACGACAACAACAAUCAGUCAGACAUGCCGAUGUUCCCGAUGACCCCCUUCUCUUGCCAGCGACGCGCCCCUAACAACCCGCCCAACAAAGCCUUCAUCGAUCAGCUGAAGCAGAUCCGGGAGAAGCGGCUGCUGCUUGGGGAUCAGAUUGGGGUACGUGCGUACUCUACGUCUAUAGCCACGCUGGCGGCAUACCCGUAUGCUGUCGCAGACCCCGCUGAACUCGAAAAACUGCCGGGCUGUGGUACGAAGAUCGCCGAGUUGUAUAAUGAAUGGAAGUGGACCGGAAAGCUGAGCGAAGUGGAGGAGGCUCAGUCUGAUCCGAAACUUUGCGUAAUCCGGUUGUUCUACAUGAUAUGGGGCGUCGGAGACGCAACUGCCAGGGAGUUCUACAACAAAGGCUGGCGGGAUCUGGACGAUAUUGUCCAAUACGGUUGGAACUCGUUGACUCGUGUUCAGCAAAUUGGCGUCAAGUACUAUGACGAAUUUCAGCAGACAAUACCCCGGGAAGAAGUAGAAGCCAUAUUCGAUACAGUACUCCACCAUGCUCGCAACAUUCAUCCCGACUGCCGUGUGAUUAUUGUCGGUGGAUAUCGGCGGGGAAAGGAGCGUAACGGCGACGUGGACUUAGUAGUCAGCCACCCGGAUGAGUCGGCAACAUAUAACCUAGUCAGCAGACUGGUGGACAGUUUAGAGCAAAGUGGCGAUGUCACCCAUAUUCUCACAUUGAGCUUGCGCAACAGCGAACGUGGUCAGACACCAGUUAGCUGGAGGGGCAAUAGCACAAAGGGCACGGGAUUCGACACCCUUGACAAGGCGCUGGUGCCUCAGGCGUCCAGAAUGAACAUCGCCUCUCCUGGGCCGCACCGCCGAGUGGAUAUUAUAGUGAGUCCUUGGAAAACCGUCGGGUGCGCCAUCCUUGGAUGGUCUGGGGAAACCACUUUCCAACGGGACCUCCGGAUUUACUGCAAGAAGAAAAUGCUGCUUAAGUUCGAUAGCAGCGGGGUUCGGAGCCGGAUCAAUGGCUCCUGGGUGGAUUUAGAGGGUGGCAAGACGGGAGUGGCGCCAGACUUUGUAACGGCGGAGAAGAGAGUCUUCAAAGAACUCGGCCUCGAGUGGAUUGCUCCGGAAAACAGGUGCACCGGAUAA